Molecule: messenger RNA, 1809 nt
Organism: Eubalaena glacialis (North Atlantic right whale)
Lineage: Eukaryota; Metazoa; Chordata; Mammalia; Artiodactyla; Balaenidae
Gene: GAD1
Product: glutamate decarboxylase 1
Exons: 16
Coding region: 25-1809 (594 amino acids)
Biological process (GO): GABA biosynthetic process
Cellular component (GO): cytoplasm; presynaptic active zone
Molecular function (GO): pyridoxal phosphate binding; glutamate decarboxylase activity
Source: RefSeq, a predicted model, not a curated record
AGAGGACCGGGGACAACCGAGCAGAUGGCGUCUUCGACCCCUUCUUCGUCCGCAACCUCCUCGAACGCGGGAGCGGACCCCAAUACUACCAACCUGCGUCCCACAACGUAUGACACCUGGUGCGGCGUGGCCCAUGGAUGCACCAGAAAACUGGGGCUGAAGAUCUGUGGCUUCUUGCAAAGGACCAACAGCCUGGAAGAGAAGAGCAGGCUUGUGAGCGCCUUCAAGGAGAGGCAGUCCUCCAAGAAUCUGCUUUCCUGUGAAAACAGCGACAGGGAUGGCCGAUUCCAGCGCACAGAGACCGACUUCUCCAACCUGUUUGCUCGAGAUCUGCUUCCGGCUAAGAACGGGGAGGAGCAAACUGUGCAGUUCCUGCUGGAGGUGGUAGACAUACUCCUCAACUACGUCCGCAAGACAUUCGAUCGCUCCACCAAGGUGCUGGACUUCCACCACCCCCACCAGCUGCUGGAAGGCAUGGAGGGCUUCAACCUGGAACUCUCUGACCACCCUGAGUCCCUGGAGCAGAUCCUGGUCGACUGCAGAGACACCCUGAAAUAUGGCGUCCGCACAGGUCAUCCUCGAUUUUUCAACCAGCUCUCCACUGGAUUGGAUAUCAUUGGUUUAGCCGGCGAAUGGCUGACAUCAACUGCCAAUACCAAUAUGUUUACAUAUGAAAUUGCACCAGUGUUUGUCCUCAUGGAGCAAAUAACACUUAAGAAGAUGAGAGAGAUAGUUGGAUGGUCAAGUAAAGAUGGUGAUGGGAUAUUUUCUCCUGGGGGAGCCAUAUCCAACAUGUACAGCAUCAUGGCUGCUCGCUACAAGUACUUCCCGGAAGUUAAGACAAAGGGCAUGGCGGCCGUACCCAAGCUGGUCCUCUUCACCUCAGAACACAGUCACUAUUCCAUAAAGAAAGCUGGGGCUGCACUUGGCUUUGGAACCGACAAUGUGAUUUUGAUAAAGUGCAAUGAAAGGGGGAAGAUAAUUCCAGCUGAUUUAGAGGCAAAAAUUCUUGAAGCCAAGCAAAAGGGAUACAUUCCUCUGUAUGUCAAUGCAACUGCCGGCACGACUGUUUAUGGCGCUUUUGAUCCCAUACAGGAGAUUGCAGAUAUAUGUGAGAAAUACAACCUCUGGCUGCAUGUCGAUGCUGCCUGGGGUGGCGGGCUGCUCAUGUCUCAGAAGCACCGCCAUAAACUCAGCGGCAUAGAAAGGGCCAACUCAGUCACCUGGAAUCCUCACAAGAUGAUGGGCGUGCUGUUGCAGUGCUCCGCCAUCCUGGUCAAGGAAAAGGGUAUCCUCCAAGGAUGCAACCAGAUGUGCGCGGGGUACCUCUUCCAGCCAGACAAGCAGUAUGACGUCUCCUACGACACUGGGGAUAAAGCCAUUCAGUGUGGCCGCCAUGUGGACAUCUUCAAGUUCUGGCUGAUGUGGAAAGCAAAGGGCACAGUGGGCUUUGAAAAUCAGAUCAACAAAUGCUUGGAGCUGGCAGAAUACCUCUAUGCCAAGAUUAAAAACAGAGAGGAAUUUGAGAUGGUUUUUGAUGGUGAGCCUGAGCACACGAAUGUCUGUUUCUGGUAUAUUCCACAAAGCCUAAGGGGCCGUCUGGAUAGCCCUGAGCGACGGGAAAAACUACACAAGGUGGCCCCGAAAAUCAAAGCCCUGAUGAUGGAGUCUGGCACAACCAUGGUUGGCUACCAGCCUCAGGGGGACAAGGCCAACUUCUUCCGGAUGGUCAUCUCCAACCCAGCCGCUACCCAGUCUGAUAUCGACUUCCUCAUUGAGGAAAUAGAGAGGCUGGGCCAGGAUCUGUAA